ACCAUCUUAGCUCCUGAUAGCCAUGGCUUCCAUUGCCAUAUCUGCAUCACUGCACAGAGCUUGUAGCUUGAAUCAUGUCCCAAGGAGAGAGCAACUUAGGCGCAUGGUCGGGACGAAGCAAGCAACCAAAGUGGUAACUGGGGACGUGGAAGGUGCACCGAAAGGGCUCAAGCUCAAUAUUGCUGAUCAUAAGGAUAAUGCAGCUUCAGGAGAAGAUAGAUUCCAGGUUGCUGAGGAUAAAUCAGAGGAGGGUCAAUCUUUAGAAUCCUCCACUAUCAAAUUCAAGGACGAGCGAUGGAAGAAUGGUACCUGGGAUCUGAACAUGUUUGUCAAGGACGAAGCAAGGAGGAGGAGGUUUCUUGAAGUGUGCCCAGAAGCCGCGACAAAUGAAGAUCCCGUGGUGUUCAGGAGCUCCAUAAUACCGUGGUGGGCAUGGAUCCGCCGGUCUCAUCUCCCUGAAGCCGAGCUUUUGAAUGGUCGAGCUGCGAUGCUCGGGUUUUUCAUGGCAUACGCGGUGGACGCCUUGACGGGGAUGGGCGUAGUGGGCCAGACAGGGAAUGUCCUGUGCAAGGCAGGGCUGUUAGCGACUGUGGUCGCGGUGCUCUUCUUCAGGCAAAACCAAGACAUCGAAACGUUGAGGACGCUCGUGGACGAGGCCACUUUCUACGACAAGCAAUGGCAAGCUUCGUGGCGAGAUCAAGCUGGAAGCACGAGCGCUUCGGAUUCCUCAGCAGAGAAGAUGUGA
This is a messenger RNA of Eucalyptus grandis, 745 nucleotides long. RefSeq names its product light-harvesting complex-like protein 3 isotype 1, chloroplastic. NCBI's taxonomy places the organism in Eukaryota, Viridiplantae, Streptophyta, Magnoliopsida, Myrtales, Myrtaceae. The transcript is spliced from 3 exons. Bases 23 to 745 code for a protein of 240 amino acids. The record is from RefSeq and is a predicted model, not a curated record.